CUUGUGUAACUCAUGUGAUAUACGCCAUAUUAGAUAUGCAGAUAGAAGACUCGGUAGGUUUAGUGGGAGGAGGGUCUUAGGUUGAAGUGGAUUAUAAGUUGUGUGCCUAGAAGAAAAAGUCGGAACAAGUGUCCGAGAAGUUUGCAAUAUCGUGUUCAAUUGAAGCAGAAAAAAUGAGCAACGGGUUGUCAUCUGAUACGCCGUAUCCACGACUGUGUCAUAUUAUUCAGUGGAAAGAUUUUGAUGGAUAUGGCUUUAAUUUACACGCAGAAAAAGGAAAACCAGGUCAAUUUAUUGGAAAAGUAGACGAAGGAUCACCUGCUGAAGCUGCUGGUUUGAAACAAGGCGAUAAAAUAAUAGAAGUAAACGGAAUUAAUAUUUCCAAUGAAAACCAUAAGCAGGUAGUGCAGAGGAUUAAGGCGGUACCCAAUGAAACGAAGUUACUUGUUGUGGAUGCCGAAGCAGAUAAGUAUUACAAAGCGAAUAACAUAACAAUAGAUGGCUCGCUUCCGGAAGUGAAAUAUCUUAAAACACCUGUUCCUGAAGAGGAUUUGAGUGCUGAUGGCAAGAAAUCGGAACACGAUGACAAUGGUGGACUGAAGACUCCCACUUUGGAAGUAAAUGCUGAUAAAAAUUCUCGAAGUAGCACAUCAACAACGCCUUCCAGCGAUAGAAAGAACAGUGAUGGUUACAGUCCAGAACCCCCAUUGGAAUCCGCUGAUGAGAAUUUUGAGAGUCCAUUGAAAUCAUCGGAUAACAACAAGGAAGAAGUUGAAAACAGGAAUGAUAAUGGUGUGAAUAGCAGCAUUAAUCUAAGUAUGACUGCAAAAGAGUUGCGAGCUAAAUUAGCAUCUCGUAAAAAGUAUGACCCUAAGAAAGACAGCAUGGAUUUUAAGAAAAAAUUUGAAAUUAUUCAAACUUUGUAAUUAUAUGAAGGUGUUAAAAUUACAAAUGAGAAAUUUAUUUUUAGAAGUCUUUUUCUUCUGACUAAAAUAUUUGAGUGCCAGUGUGAAGCCACUGGUUUCUUUUUUAUUUUAUUUUUUGUUUUAUACAUCAGUGCAGUACAGGUUUUCUGUGAUUUGUUCAGGGUCCAAUUAUUAGCAUUUCUAGUAUUGACUGUAAUGCAUUUGCUAUAUAGUAUUGGAAGUUCUGUUGUGUAAGAAUGUACAUUUGUAGCUCUAGCUGAGGGUAAAGGUUUUAGAAUUAGUUACUAUCAUGAAUUUGAUUGUAAUAUAUCACUUUAAAAGAAUGUAAAGUUAAUUUAGGUAAUUUGUUUUACAUUCCAUGAAGGAUAGCGAUUUUAGUAUGUUAAAAGUAUUAGUGUAAUAUGGGUAACAUAUUUUCGCAUUCCUAGAAUAUAGACUGGUGGUGGUGCUAAUGUUAAUGAAACUAAUAUCACACGAGUAUAUAUUGUAUUUUAGUCAAGUUUUUAAGUGAAUACCUUGCGCACAAUAGGCGUGUCGCCUAUGGAACUGCUUACUGGCCAGUGCAAAUAUGCCAAUGCACAAAUGAAAGGAAUGAAUGUUGUGAAUGUUGUUGUAAAAUAUAUUUGUUUUUGAGUGUGUAAGAAGGAUAGAGAAUAUUUUCAUAAAUCUUUACACUUGAAUGGCCUUAGCCUUGAAAAGGCGUUUUAUUAUACAUAAACAUUGAAUGUGCGUAAUGUUCUGUCAAAUGAAUUAUGUUCAUUAAAACAAUGUAAUUUUUUUAAACUCAACA
Messenger RNA from Gryllus bimaculatus (two-spotted cricket), 1716 nucleotides. Lineage: Eukaryota; Metazoa; Arthropoda; Insecta; Orthoptera; Gryllidae. The record is from the annotation of a GenBank genome assembly.